This is a messenger RNA of Lutzomyia longipalpis, 3521 nucleotides long. RefSeq names its product G-protein coupled receptor dmsr-1. Gene Ontology annotation, molecular function: G protein-coupled peptide receptor activity. Gene Ontology annotation, cellular component: membrane. The record is from RefSeq and is a predicted model, not a curated record. Lineage: Eukaryota; Metazoa; Arthropoda; Insecta; Diptera; Psychodidae. The coding region runs from base 783 to 2078 and encodes 431 amino acids. The transcript is spliced from 8 exons. Gene Ontology annotation, biological process: G protein-coupled receptor signaling pathway.
ACAACAUCAGUCGCUGCGGGAACGCUGACCCACAGGGACGUGUGCCACAAAGAGUCCCGGCAUCUCUACCUCUCUCUCGAGGAGUGCGAGCUUUCAGUGGUGCGCAGAAAAAAACGGAAAAUUUGAAUAAACUGCUAAAUAAAUAUUUAACCAACACACGACCGUUUGUACCACAUUUCAUCGAAUUUCUGCCCACAAGUUGGCUUUUUUUUCUGCACAAAAGUUUCCCCGAAAAGAUAAAUAUUUCAUCAAUUUUGUCAAUUGUGGUCCAAGAAAAUGGUUUACACCACCCUCACGCAUUGAGAGACUGUUUGGAAUUAUUUUGGGAAUUUAUUGCUGAACAAUGUUGAUUUAUCCGCAGAGCAAAGCGCUUCUGUGGUUGAUCAACAGGUUAACGCCGGUCAGUGCUUCAAAGAGAUUUUUGGGUGCUUUUUGAGAGAUUUUUUUAGUUGCUGUGAAUUGUUCUGAGAAAUGCCACAGAAUGGUCAAACAUUAUUCUAAGAUUUGUUAAGGUCAACAUGGUGUCAGUGAUGGGUUUUAUGUGCUAAAGAAAAAAAAACUUUUUGUUGAAAAAUUCCCCAAGACAGAACAAAAUUCUCAAAGAUCAAAAGAAAGGAAAAAAGCAAAUAAAAGUGCUUCUUUCAUCAAAAGGAAAAGCAAGUUCAGGACGGUCAUUGUACGACUCCCUCUUUGCCAACUGUUUGGGAGUAUUCGGAGGGAUAACCACGCAAAACCUCCUGCCUGCCCACCUGAAUCCCGAUGAGGGCAAACCCGUGUCCAUCAUGAACAUCUCAGAGGACAUCCAGGAGCACAUCAACCGAUUGAUGGGCAAUGCCAUCGCCACAGAUGGUGAAUCACCAGCUGUGCUGCAUCAGAACUUCACCAAGUUCUUUGCAAACAGCUCAAAGGACAUCUUUAAGGAUCACAACCUCACGCUGGACAAUGUGAAUGCCUUCGUGUGGUACUGGAAUAAGGCUGUUGCCGAACGUGAGUGCUCCACCUACUGCAGUGGCACCGUGAGGGACAUCUUCACGAGCUACCGCAGCAUUCAUGGCUACAUCUCUCUCGUGAUCUGUAUCUUUGGCACAAUUGCCAACAUUCUCAACAUCAUCGUACUGACGCGCAAGGAAAUGGCCAAAGCUCCGAUAAAUAUCAUCCUCAAAUGGCUCGCGGUCACCGAUAUGAUUGUUAUGAUUGAGUAUAUCCCCUUCUCAACCUACAUGUACCUCAUUUUCCCAGGAAAACGAGAAUUUAAGUACUCCUGGGCAGCCUAUCUCCUCUUUCACAUGCACUUAUCACAAAUCCUCCACACAAUAUCCAUCUCACUGACUGUCACACUUGCCAUUUGGCGCUAUAUUGCCAUCAAGUAUUCUCUCAUGUAUUUCAGACAUCCUCAUGGUUCCUUUGCUGCAUGUGUCCUUUCGCACUGCAACGAAGCCAUCCUCAUGUCCUACAUCAUCUCACCGCUUCUCUGCUUCCCAACAUAUUUUGUCUUCCGCAUCAAUGAGAAGACCAUCAAGGAGAACAAUCGGAGUGUCCUUUUGUACCAUUUGGAUGCCAGAGAAGAUACAGCUCUGUAUAGAUUUAAUUUUUGGAUGCACUCCAUCGUUAUUAAGCUCCUCCCGUGCGUCAUCCUCACUGUGAUCAGCUUUGUCCUGAUCCGUGUACUCUACAAGGCAGCCAAAAGGAAAAUAAAGCUAAAGGGAUACACAAAUCCUGCAAAUCAAGGAGCUGCAACUGCCCUCAAUGGAACCAAACCUCCAAGAUCAGACAGGCGAACAGAUCGAACAACAAUGCUCCUCGUGGCUGUGCUCCUUCUCUUCCUAAUCACAGAGUUUCCACAGGGAAUCCUGGGGCUUCUCAGUGGGAUCCUGCAGAAAUGUUUCCUUACGCGGUGCUACUCGCUCUUUGGGGAGCUAAUGGACCUCCUGGCACUCAUAAAUGCCGCCGUAGGGUUCGUCCUCUACGGUCUCAUGUCCAAGCAAUUCCGCACAAGCUUCAAGGCGGUCUUCUUCAAGCACCCACCGCAUGGGAUGGAGAUGACUAAAGUCACAGGCUUGACCACAACGUGUGUCUGACUACACCGCUUCCUACGCCCAUGCUGUGUGGCACCGAGUGGUGAUCGCGUCCAGGAUAAAUCCCUUGUUUGACACUCACCCCUCGUGGAGAGGCGUGAGUGCCAGGAAGUUGAUGCAAAGCGCCCCAUCUUGGGGUUGAACAACGAAAUGAGCUUAGGGCAUGAUUCAAAUUGCUCCGCAUGAAAAUUUAAUGCAUAAAAAGCUACUAUAGAAAGUAACUCCCUAUUUCUCUAUAAGUUUAAGGAAUUUAAGAACUAAAAAUGUGAUUGAAUAGAUAGGAGCGAAAUGGAGAAAUAUAUUUCUAAAAAUUGCCUAUUUUGUAAAAUAUUUCGCAGAAAGUUUUUAUUAAAAAAUGCAUUUUUUGUUUAAAAAUUAUUUUAUUUUGAAAACUGUUUUAGGCGAGGACUGGACGCCAUAUUGCUUUCUCUAAUGCAUGUUUUAUUUUAAUCGAUUCAAAGAAUCUCGUUAUGUUUUACUAUACUUUGUAGAUCAUGAAACUAGAAUAAGAUAACCAAAAGGAAAUUCAUUGGAAAAGUUUUGUAGAAAAAAAUGAGGUUAGAUUUAGGAAAAAAAUAAAGAAGAUUCCAUUUUGCAAAUUGAUUUUAUUGCCCUUACAAAUAUUACGAGAAAAAGUUUUUGAUUGAAAUUUUUUAUCGGAAUUUGAGGUUAGAAUUUUAAAAGAUGGCUACAUUUUUAUAAAGUAAAAAUAUCCUAAUCUUGCUAAUAAUCGUAAGAUUAUUUAGAAAAUAAACGCACAAGGAAUUUAAAAAAUAAAUAAAAUUACAAAAAGCACGAAACCCACGCGGCGUCCUUUCCAAACUUCCGCCAUUUUGUAAUCACAAAAUUACCCUCUUUAUUGUUUCUCAGAGCCAACACAGAGAGCUAAUUAUUAAGUAAUUCUUUUGUAAAUAAUUCUGAGAGAAAAAGAUUUUUCUCCACAGCGAGAAAAUUCCGUUUCCCAAUCCCACGCUUUGAAAAAAUCACCCAAAGGGAAUUUCUUUUAGAUUUCUAUUAAUAAGUUGAAGGUUAGAAGUGAAAGAAAAGAGAUUUUUUCUACGAAUUAAAUGUAAAAGAGAAAUACAUAGCAUUACUUUGCUAGGAAUUUAAGAUAAAAUGUAAAACAAUGAAUUAAUUAAUGAAAAAAUGUAGAUUAAGUAAAUAAUGAAUUUGUACGUUAAUUUUAAAAAUAGAAAUUUAGCAUUAGGAUAGGAAUUUGCUGUAGAUAUUUCCUUUUCUCAUUGCUUAAGUAUUUUGGGUAAUUUAGAGAGAUUUGUGUGGUGGAGAUGGUUAAGAAGAUUUGCUGAAUUGCCCCAGUGUACGUUUCUCCCUGUGAGCCCACUGAAAUGCCCACUGGCGUGAUUGCAAAUAAUUAGACUAAAUAAUUAGAUUGCAAUUAAUUAGGGUAGAUUAAUUAAUUUGUAAAUAAAGCCUGUUGCUAUUUAA